Andrographis paniculata is the source of this 2230-nucleotide messenger RNA. RefSeq lists its product as uncharacterized. The transcript is spliced from 7 exons. Bases 107 to 1183 code for a protein of 358 amino acids. Lineage: Eukaryota; Viridiplantae; Streptophyta; Magnoliopsida; Lamiales; Acanthaceae. Gene Ontology annotation, molecular function: mRNA binding. Gene Ontology annotation, cellular component: U2-type prespliceosome; U1 snRNP. Gene Ontology annotation, biological process: mRNA splice site recognition. The record is from RefSeq and is a predicted model, not a curated record.
GGCAGGAGGCAGAGGAGUGAAGGAGAGAGUAGACGGCUUCGUCUCCCAUAGAAUCCUAGGGUUUCGUUUCGCAAUCGUCUCUCAAUUUGAAUUGCUGUGUUUUACCAUGGAUGCUCAGCGGGCUUUGCUUGAUGAACUCAUGGGCUCAGCACGCAAUCUGACUGAUGAAGAGAAAAAAGGGUACAAAGAAAUCAAAUGGGAUGAUAAGGAUGUUUGUGGAUGCUAUAUGGUUCGAUUCUGCCCCCAUGAUUUGUUUGUCAACACUCGAAGUGAUCUAGGAGUUUGUCCCAAGAUUCAUGAUCCGAAGUUGAAGGAAAGUUUCGAGAACUCACCCAGGCAUGAUUCAUUUGUUCCCAAGUUUGAAGCUGAACUGGCUCACUUCUGUGAAAAGCUGGUUUCUGAUUUAGAUCGGAGAGUUAGACGUGGUCGAGAACGCCUUGCUCAAGAUGUAGAAGUUCCCCCUCCUCCUCCCAUUUCAGCUGAAAAGUCCGAGCAGUUGUCCGUGCUGGAAGAGAAGAUAAAGAACCUGCUUGAGCAAGUUGAGUCGCUUGGUGAAGCAGGGAAAGUUGAUGAAGCUGAGGCACUUAUGAGAAAGGUGGAAUUACUUAAUCUUGAGAAGACAGCAUUGACUCAACCUCAGCAGGAUAAAUUAUUGAUGGUUGCACAGGAGAAAAAAAUGGCAUUAUGUGAAAUAUGUGGUUCCUUUCUGGUUGCAAAUGAUGCUGCAGAGAGAACUCAGUCACACGUUACUGGCAAGCAGCAUAUGGGAUAUGGGAUGGUCCGUGACUUUCUAGCUGAAUAUAAGGAAGCUAAGGAGAAGGCAAAAGAGGAAGAAAGGUUAGCGAAAGAUAAGGAAGCUGGAGAGAGAAGAAAGCUGCGGGAGAAAGAGUUUGAGAACAAAGGCAGAAGAAGUGGAUCAGCUGACAGGGACAGGUACCCUGAUAGGGAUUAUGAUAGGGAGAGGGACCGAUAUCGGGAGCGUGAUCGUGAUCAUGACAGAUCUCGGGAAAGAAAUGGUAGAGGAAUGCGUGAAAGAGGAAGGGGUUCAGAUAGGAAAUAUAACACUCCAAAUGGAAGAGAAGGCAGCAGGGAUAGAUAUCGAGAGCGUGACAGAAGCAGGUCACGCACUCCACCCAGGCAUGGCCGCAGAAGGCCAUCCAGGAGUCCUGGCCACCCCCAUUAACAGAGAUUGUGUAGAAAUAUAUCUGAGAAUUAUGAAGAGGUAGAUACUUCUAUGAACUAUGGAGCUUAACUGUAUGUGAUUUGGAGUCGGUUCUGUUGUCAUUAUGAGUAAAGUUGUUUUCUGUCCUCACAGCUCUGUUGAGAUAUAUCAUCUCCCUAUCAUCACUAUAAUUAGAGGAGAAAACGGUUGAGGUAGGUACAAUUUCUUUGUCGUAACUAUUCACUUUAUGUUUUUGUCGACUGUUUAUGCUCUUUAUGUGGCAUUGUGCUCUUUCUUAGUUUUUUGGCUGCCAUAUCCGUUUUCAUGGGAAUCUGUUUUCUUCUGUUUGGAUGGUUAUUCAGAUUAUCCGGGGAAUCUGUUUCUCUUCACUCUGGUAACUCAGGUCAUGCAUUGUGAUUUUCUUGCUUGUGAUUGUUACUUAUUUGUCAUGUAGAUCUGGUGUUGCAUUUACGUGAGGCUCUUGUGCCGAUGGGGUAAAUAUUUCUUGUCUGAUUUCUUUUCCUACACCCGUGAACCCAAAGUUGAAUAACAUGUAGGGACAAGAUUAAACAUAGUGGAAAGGAUUCAUAUGACUCUUAGCAAAACCUCGUGGCUAUCGUCAGGUAAUUUUGUACCUCCUUUGAGGCUACUAUAUAUUCAGGUUACUACUUCCAUUGGAGCAUGAAACUCCGGUUUGAGAAUCCUAGUUAGAAGAGGCCCUCGUGCUUGCGUAAAGCUAAUAUGCUAAGGAAGGAUGGAAUUGCAUUGAAUGGCAUGGUAACUUUCUGUUUUCUUGUAGCUAGUAAAAUAGUAGUGAGGCAUCUUAUGGUUUGUGCACUAACCAGAGCAGUAUGAUUCAUGUUCGUAAGUGUUUAGUAGACGUGUUGAGGAAAGUUCAGUUUGUGUUUCCGGGUGGCCACUAUUGAAGGUAGUCAGUCAGUCGAGACUCGCAUUGUUGCUUGUCUCGUCGCUAUUUUGCCGCAUUUUUUCACCAUUGUAUGUUGGUUUGUUAAAUGAUCUAGCCUUGGGUUGCUAAGAAUUGCCAAGCACACGAGGUUCAGUGUGAGA